AUGGUUCUUAUAUCGAAAGUUAUUGUCUCCUUGAAUAUUCGUGAUUACCGCCCUAUCAGCUUAGUAAAUGGGAUUUAUAAGCUGUUAUCAAAGUGCCUCUCUGCUAGAUUAGCUCCUCUCCUUCCAUCUAUGAUCUCGGAUCAUCAGCAUGCAUUUAUUAAGGGUAGGAGUAUUAUGGACUGUGCAAUGAUUGCUAAUGAGUUAAUCCAUUUUGCAAGGAAAAGAAAAGAGAAACUUCUUAUCCUAAAUCAUGAUUUUCAUAAAGUUUUCGAUUCUCUAGAUUGGAGUUACCUGCUGAGUGUUAUGAAAUCUAUGUCUUUUUUAGACAAGUGGAUUGCUUGGAUGUCUAAUUGUGUAUCUUCUGCGUUCACUUCUCUGCUUGUGAAUGGAAGUCCCAUUGAGUCUUUCGUGCUUAAAAGAGGUGUUAGGCAAGGAUAUCUGAUAUCCCCUUACUUGUUUGUUUUAACUGUAGAAGGGUUGAAAAGUAUUUUGCAGAAAGCGAAGGAGAUGGGUCUUAUUAAUGGGUUUGCUUUUUCUGAUGAUCACGACCCUAUAUCUGUUCUCCAAUUUGCAGAUGAUACAGUCUUAUUUCUCCCUUAUGAUUUUGAGCAACUGCGCAAUUUCACUCGAAUACUGCACUGCUUUAAAUUAAUUUCAGAAUUGAGCUUAGUAUCGGAUUUAGUGGGCUGCCGUGUCAAAAAUUUCCCCAUUAAAUACUUGGGUUUGCCUUUAGCGGUUCGUAGGAUUCCAGUUGCGACUUGGGAUCACGUUAUUCAGCGAUUCAAAUCAAAAUUUUCCCUUUGGAAAGAUAGAGACAUACAUGCAAAAGUUCUUUUGGAAAGUUGGAAUUUGCUUCUUUUUGGAGAUACUCAGCAGCUCUCGUUUAUUUGGAAAGGUAUUAGACGUUUUUGUUGUCUUGACGAAAAUGUUUUGCAACUUUUUAUUAUGAAUAUGGGUUUUAAAAUUGGGAAUGGUGAUUCGAUUUCUCUCUGGCACGAUAACUGGACCGGGAAUCAUUCGACAUCAGUUCUUUUUCCACGUUUAUAUCAUCUUCCAAACAGUAAACAAGCUAAGUUUAGCUCAGUUAUUUCGGCUAAUUGGAGAUGGCAAAGAAUACUUAGACUGGGAGAGCAAGAGCAGUUCUUGGAUUUUAAAUUGCUGUUUCUGCAAAAUUGUAAUUUUAAUAAUUUGGGUAAUGAUGAGCUGAUUUGGAAGGGUCAUAACAACGGGUUCACAGCUGCAAGUAUGGCUAGAAUCAUCAAAUCAGCUACUGUUGUUAAGUUUAUUUAUGUUCGGCAGCAACAUUUUCAAGUUUCGGCAGCAGGUGGGGGUAGCGUUCUUGGUCAGCAGCAUUAG
This is a messenger RNA of Mercurialis annua (annual mercury), 1356 nucleotides long. RefSeq lists its product as uncharacterized. The transcript has 4 exons. Bases 1 to 1356 code for a protein of 451 amino acids. The record is from RefSeq and is a predicted model, not a curated record. NCBI's taxonomy places the organism in Eukaryota, Viridiplantae, Streptophyta, Magnoliopsida, Malpighiales, Euphorbiaceae.